Eucalyptus grandis is the source of this 645-nucleotide messenger RNA. RefSeq names its product putative germin-like protein 2-1. Gene Ontology annotation, molecular function: manganese ion binding. NCBI's taxonomy places the organism in Eukaryota, Viridiplantae, Streptophyta, Magnoliopsida, Myrtales, Myrtaceae. Gene Ontology annotation, cellular component: cell wall. The transcript has 2 exons. Bases 1 to 645 code for a protein of 214 amino acids. The record is from RefSeq and is a predicted model, not a curated record.
AUGGCGAAAAGUGUGCUUUUGAUUUGUUUCUUGGGUCUGGUGUUUGCUUUUGCAGCUGCUGAUAAUAGCCCUUUCCAGGAUUUCUGUGUCGCUGAAGCUGGCAGUUCAGUUCUCGUGAAUGGCCAAGCAUGCAAGGACCCCGCAACAGUUCAGGCAAAUAACUUCUCCUUCAGUGGGCUCCAUCUUCCAGGCAACACAUCAAACCCUGUUGGCUCCAAGGUCACCCCGGUGACCGUGGCCCAGUUCCCAGGGCUCAACACUCUCGGAAUCUCCAUGGCGCGCAUCGACAUCGCACCAUGGGGAAUCAACCCACCCCACACUCACCCACGAGCCAGCGAGAUUUUGCUAGUCUUGGAAGGAACCCUCGAAGUAGGGUUCAUCACUUCCAACCCCGACAACCGCCUCAUUUCCAAGAUCUUGCAAAAGGGUGAUGUGUUUGUCUUCCCUCAAGGCCUUAUCCAUUACCAGAGAAAUACUGGUUUUGGGAAUGCAGUUGCCAUUGCAGCUCUUGGUAGCGAAAACCCUGGUGUCAUUACAAUCGCUAAUGUCGUGUUUGGGUCGAUGCCUGAUAUUUCUGUAGACAUUCUUGCCAAGGCAUUCAAAGUUGAUAAAACUGUUGUUGGCCAAAUUCAGUCAAAAUUUUAG